Cicer arietinum (chickpea) is the source of this 3194-nucleotide messenger RNA. RefSeq names its product UTP--glucose-1-phosphate uridylyltransferase 3, chloroplastic. Gene Ontology annotation, biological process: UDP-N-acetylglucosamine biosynthetic process. Gene Ontology annotation, molecular function: UDP-N-acetylglucosamine diphosphorylase activity. NCBI's taxonomy places the organism in Eukaryota, Viridiplantae, Streptophyta, Magnoliopsida, Fabales, Fabaceae. The record is from RefSeq and is a predicted model, not a curated record.
AUUAUCCAAUCCAAAAAGUGAAGAGAAGAGAGAUUAGAGCCACAACACAACAGCACCUCCUCUCCUCUCCUCCUUCCUUCAUGGUAUAUCCUCCCAGCAUCUUCUCUUGAUACCUCUCUCAAAUCAAUCUCCAAAUUCAUCAUCUUAUAUACUCGCAUUCAUCAUUAUUAUUAUUAUAAUAUUUCAUUUACUAACAACACACCCUCCAAUCAACUAUGAUCCACUCCACUUCUCUUCUUCACCAUAACCACCAUCGCUUCCUUUUCUCUUUCCGUUCCAAACCUUCACUGUCCGAUAAUUCUAACUCACACUCACAAUCACAAUCUAUCUCUUUCUCUAAAUCGCUAUCUCUUCCAUCUUCUUCCCCUCCGCUAUCAUCAUGUUGCCGCGUCGCGCGCAUUUCUACAGAAACAUUAGAGUUAUCUCCACCUCCGCCUGGUUUCAACUUCCGCCGCGAAAUUGCCAGACUCACCGCACUCCGGAACAAGCUCGCCGCCUGCAAUACUCUCCAAGACAAGCUACGAGUGAUAGACGUGGAUUCAAGAGUGAGGCGGUUUUUUGGUUCCUCCUCUCGCCACCGGAAUACGGUGCUAGCUAGGCUUUUAUCGGAGCUCCGGUUGGAUUCUUUCAAUUUGUUCUUGCUCAAGUGUUUGGUUGCUGCGGGUCAAGAGCACGUUUUGUGUUUGAGCGAAAUUAUCACUCAGUCGGGGACGCGGGCCAUGGCUUCCGGUUCCGUGAAGAGUGCGUUUUAUGCUCUGGCGAAGAUGAUCGAGAAUAUGGAUUCCAGUAACAGAAAUUCUGGAGCUGGUUUUGGGAAGACGGCGACGGGGAUGGGUUUGGAGGAUCAUGAAAUUCGGGACUUGAACAAGUUGUUAGAAACAUUGGCACAAAUUGAACGGUUCUAUGAUUGCAUUGGAGGAGUUAUUGGAUAUCAGAUUACGGUUCUGGAACUCAUUGUCCAGCAAUUGGCUGACCGGAAGAAUACGAACUGGUCUCCGCACAUGCAUGAAGUGAAAGAAUGUCAAAUUUUGGGAAUCGAUGCACCUACUGGGCUUGACCUUUCUGAAAAUACAGAGUAUGCAUCUCAAGCAGCUCUAUGGGGUAUAGAGGGUUUGCCAGACCUAGGUGAAAUCUAUCCUUUGGGAGGAUCUGCAGACAGACUUGAUUUAGUUGAUCCUAACACUGGUGAAUGCUUGCCGGCUGCAAUGUUGCCGUUUUGUGGGAGGACUUUGUUGGAAGGUCUUAUAAGAGAUCUUCAGGCUAGAGAAUUCUUGUACUUCAAGUUAUAUGGCAAACAAUGUAUCACUCCUGUUGCAAUAAUGACUAGUUCAGCAAAGAACAACCACAAACACAUCACUUCCCUGUGCGAAAGACUCUCAUGGUUUGGAAGAGGUCGAUCAACUUUCCAACUUUUUGAGCAGCCUCUUGUUCCAGUUGUUGGUGCAGAAGAUGGGCAGUGGUUGGUUACUAAACCAUUCAGCCCCUUGAGCAAGCCUGGUGGUCAUGGUGUCAUAUGGAAACUUGCUCAUGAUAAAGGCAUCUUCAAAUGGUUUUUUUGUCAAGGAAGAAAAGGUGCAACUGUGCGCCAAGUCAGUAAUGUUGUGGCAGCUACAGAUCUAACCCUCCUGGCCUUAGCAGGGAUUGGUUUGCGUCAAGGAAAGAAACUGGGGUUUGCAUCGUGUGAGCGUAUCUCAGGUGCAACAGAAGGAAUUAAUGUUCUGAUGGAGAAGGAAAGUUCAGAUGGCAACUGGGAAUACGGCAUUUCUUGUAUAGAAUACACUGAAUUUGACAAGUUUGGGAUUACUGACGGAUCUCUUGUUCCAAAAAGUUUGCAGGCAGAGUUUCCGGCCAAUACAAACAUCUUAUAUGUUGAUUUACCAUCUGCGGAGCUAGUUGGAUCAAGUAAGAAUGAGAAUAGUAUACCGGGAAUGGUAUUAAAUACAAGAAAGCCAAUAGUUUAUGUAGAUCAGUUUGGAAGACCCUGUAGCGUCUCUGGUGGCAGACUGGAGUGCACAAUGCAAAAUAUAGCAGACAAUUAUUUUAAUUCAUAUUCAUCUAGGUGCUAUAAUGGUGUGGAAGAUAAGCUAGAUACAUUUAUUGUAUAUAAUGAACGGAGAAGGGUUACCUCAUCUGCUAAGAAAAAAAGAAGACAUGGAAACAAGUCUUUACGCCAGACACCUGAUGGCGCUCUAUUGGAUAUGUUAAGAAAUGCCCAUGAUCUUCUUUCACCAUGUGACAUAAAACUUCCUAAGAUUGAAGCUGAUCAGAACUAUGUUGAUUCAGGCCCACCAUUUCUUAUCCUUCUUCAUCCUGCUCUUGGUCCUCUUUGGGAAGUCACCAGACAAAAAUUUUAUGGUGGUUCCAUAUCAGAGGGAUCUGAGCUACAGAUAGAGGUUGCUGAGUUCUUUUGGAGGAAUGUUCAGCUCAAUGGAAGCCUGGUAAUCAUUGCUGAAAAUGUUAUGGGCUCAAUGAAGAUUGAUGAGAGUGGUCAGUCUAUACUACAUAAUGGGCAAAGGUGUGGAAGAUGUAAAUUGCAGAAUGUCAAGGUAUUGAACAAGGGGAUUGAUUGGAGUUAUGGUGGAAACGUGUAUUGGAAACAUGAUGUGCAUCGGUCUGAGGUGUUGCAGAUCAUACUGCAUGGAAAUGCUGAAUUUGAAGCUACUGAUGUUGUCUUACAGGGAAACCACGUAUUUGAAGUUCCAGAUGGAUACAAACUGAAGAUCAUGCCAGGAAGCCCAGGUUUAGCAAUCCAGUUGGAUCCAAUUGAACAGGGUAUGAUGGACAGUGGGAGUUGGCACUGGGAUUACAAGAUAGAAGGUUAUCACAUUAAACUAGAAUUGGUAGAAUCAUAGACCACUAACCACAUCAAAGAUGUCUGCUGCGUGAAUCAUGGUUCACAGUUGAUGUUGGAGCUCGCCAUUAAUAAUUUCUACUACCGAAGUGACAGGUUGAACAGAAGUUAAACCUUUGCGACGGUAGGUUGUUUUAGACUUUUGUUGUAAUAUGUUGAUAGUCUUGUAAAAUCUGUGUCUCUUCCCUCUAGUAUCUUAGCUUUUCUUUUCCGGUAGUUUUUUCAAUUGGGUGGAUCUCUAUUGUAACUAACAUUGUAAAAUUGGCAGGAAUGCAAGCAAUUAUCAUUCUAGUUGUGUAAUGUUUAUAAAUGAAGAUAUAAGUUAUACUAAGUUCGGGAAUCA